ACGAAAUAGAUGGCCCCACUGGAAAGUAGCGGUUGAGAUCCAACUCCACGUCUCGAAGUCACCGUAAAGGCAUAGACUAUCCCACAUCAGAUCCAUGCGGCGGGAAAAUGGGGAAAGAGGCGGGAACAAAAACGGAGAGUUAUUCUGAUAUAAAGGACCCUAACAGAAAAUACUGAUAACCCAAAGGCUCGUCUUAACUGUUUUCGCAGCUUUUUCUGUAUUCUCAUUUCUUAGCUUUGUUCUCUGUACACGCUCAACAUGGGGAAGAAGAAGAGGUCCAGGGUUUCUCGUGAAGAAGUAGAAGCGGAAGAAGAAGAAGAACAGAAGGAGAACCUGCAUCAAUCUUCCACAGGGGAGAAGAGUCUCUACGAGGUCCUUGGAGUCAAGCGGACAGCAUCUCAACAGGAAAUAAAGAAAGCAUACUAUAAGUUGGCCCUGCGGCUACACCCUGACAAAAAUCCUGGUGAUGAGGAAGCUAAAGAAAAAUUUCAGCAAUUGCAAAAGGUGAUAUCAAUUCUUGGGGAUGAGGAAAAACGGGCUAUCUAUGAUCAGACUGGUUGUGUCGAUGAUGCUGAUCUUGCAGGGGAUGUUCUUGAAAAUUUGAGGAAUUUUUUCAGAACCAUGUACAAAAAGGUCACUGAAGCUGAUAUUGAAGAGUUUGAAGCAAAUUACAGGGGAUCUGAUUCGGAGAAAAAGGAUUUGAUUGACCUCUAUAGAAAGUGCAAGGGUAAUAUGAACAGGCUCUUCUGUUCCAUGCUCUGUUCUGAUCCUAAACUUGAUUCACACCGGUUCAAGGAUAUUCUGGAUGAGGCAAUAUCUGCAGGGGAAGUGAAGGCAAGCAAAGCGUACCAGAAAUGGGCUAAGCAUGUAUCUGAAGCAAAACCACCUACCAGUCCCUUGAAAAGGAAGAAGUCAAAUAAACAAUCAGAAGCAGAUCUGCUAGCUAUUAUAUCUCAGCGGCGAAGUGAGAGAAAAGACCAAUUUGAUUCCAUGUUCUCAUCUCUGGUGUCCAAAUAUGGCGGUAAUGCAGGUCCUGAACCUACGGAAGAAGAAUUUGAAGCUGCACAGAAGAAAAUUGAAAGCCAUAAGGCCUCCAAAAAGUUAAAGCGAAAGUAACUUGAGAUUGUGAGGGAACAAGGCCCGAGGACUUAAUUUUGUGUACAAACUUUUGUGUAUGCAGUAGUUGCAAAUACCUUUAUCUAGUCAUUUAACUGCUAAUUGAGCGGAUUUGAUGUUGCUUCUUUAUGUUAAAUACUUUUGAUGCAUUUUCCUUUCUGCAGGCUUAAAUUGUAAAACAAGAUAGGUAAAGUUGGAGUCUUUAUGAUUCUGCA
Molecule: messenger RNA, 1331 nt
Organism: Hevea brasiliensis (rubber tree)
Lineage: Eukaryota; Viridiplantae; Streptophyta; Magnoliopsida; Malpighiales; Euphorbiaceae
Product: chaperone protein dnaJ 6
Exons: 8
Coding region: 259-1116 (285 amino acids)
Source: RefSeq, a predicted model, not a curated record